This is a messenger RNA of Penicillium crustosum, 705 nucleotides long. RefSeq lists its product as uncharacterized. Gene Ontology annotation, biological process: transmembrane transport. Gene Ontology annotation, molecular function: transmembrane transporter activity. The transcript is spliced from 7 exons. The record is from RefSeq and is a predicted model, not a curated record. Gene Ontology annotation, cellular component: membrane. Bases 1 to 705 code for a protein of 234 amino acids. Lineage: Eukaryota; Fungi; Ascomycota; Eurotiomycetes; Eurotiales; Aspergillaceae.
AUGCUGACUUUGCGGUUUAGCCAAUGGUACUUGCCUCAUGAAAUGGCUCUCCGAAUGAGUCUUUACAAUAUUGCUCAACCUGUUGGGGCUAUGUUAUCUGGCGCGAUGCAAGGCGCACUUUCAACUAAUCUGGAAGGUGCCCUUGGUCGAACCGGCUGGCGAUGGGCAUUUAUCAUCAAUGGUGUUUGCACUAUCUUCAUCGCCUUACUGGCUUUUAUGCUUUUACCAGGAUUUCCGGAUCGCCCCAACCCGCUCGCCAAAUUUUAUCUCAGACCUCGAGAUAUCUUUGUCGCCGAAGAGCGAACUCAAAGGAUAGGCCGUGAUCCACAGGUUCGAAUCAACGUCAAAACUUUCCUGCGCUGCUUCAAGUUUUGGCAUGUCUGGUUAUUUUCAAUUGCCUGGUCUAUCGGAAGCAACACCACGCCUUCAAAUUAUUUCAACCUUUGGCUCAAGUCCCUUAAAAAUGCCGAUGGGAGCUUGAAAUACUCGGUUGGUAUGCUUAAUUAUCUACCAAUUGCAGGCCAGGCACUCCAACUAGUUGCGGAGCUCUUGUUCAGCGGUUUCAGUGAUUAUCUUGGUACUCGGUUGCCGUUUUUGCUUCUUCACUCAGUGAUUAAUAUAACGUCGUUGAUUAUUUUGAUAAUACGACCUGAAAGUCAGAGUGCCUACAUGGCUGGCUGGUAUAUGAACUAUGUCGGAGCGUGA